AUGAGCUCCUCAUCCUACCUUCUUCUCUCGCUACCGACAUCUAUUGUCAAAACCGGCCACAAAGAUGAUGCCUUCGACGCCAUAAACACUCACAAAACUCCCUCGGAUACAAAUCUCUUGCCGUUUAAUAUUCCAGACUUUAAAAUCGGGACGCUGGAUACCCUGGUUUUACAGGCUGAUGAGCUGGCUAAGCUUGAUGCUGCUACUGAGGCUGCUAUGACCAAAGCUUCGGACGUGCUAAAGUCCAUCUUUGACGGGAAUGAAAUUCGGAUGUCGGAGAACAAGUUGGUCAACGAGAAACCCUUCCAAAACUACCUCCAAUCUUUCACCUGGAACAAAGUAAAAUACCGUGUCGAACGUCCCAUCCCAGACAUCGUCUCAAUCCUCAAAUCCGAAAUCCAAUCUCUCGACGAAGACAUUAAAUCCAAAUACUCCAACUACCAAUCCGUAAAAUCAAACCUCCAAAGCCUACAGCGCAGACAACAAGGCAACCUCUCCACCCGCUCUCUAGCAUCAGUCCUAAAACCCUCUCACUUCCUGAACUCAGAAUACCUUACCACGGCCCUAAUCGCUGUCCCCAAACCUAACGAAAAGGAGUUUUUAACCACAUACGAGACAUUAAGUACAAUGAUCGUCCCCAGAUCCGUGUUUAAAAUCUCCGAGGAUCCGGAAUUCGCGUUAUUCGGGGUCGUAGUGUUCAAAAAGCACGCCGCGGAGUUAUCGCAUAAAGCUCGUGAACAGAGAUACAUACCCAGAGAUGUAACGUACAACGAAAACGCAAACGACGAGGAACAAGCAGAGACCAAAUCCGCGGAGCAGCAAGCCGAAAAACUAUGGGGGGAGACACUACGGCUCGCUAGGACGGGUUACAGCGAACUUGCGGCCGCUUGGGUGCAUGUUAAGACUUUAAGAGUGUUCGUGGAGAGUGUGCUGCGGUAUGGUCUACCACUGGACUUUGUGGCUGCUUGUUGGGUGGGGAAGGGGAAAGCGAUCGGGAAGGUGAAGGAUAGUUUGGAGACACAGUAUGCGCAUUUGGGAGGGAAUGCGUACGGGAGGGAUAAGAAGGGGAAGAUUGUGAGGAAAGAUGAUGCCAAUGUGGCGGAAUUGGCGGCGGGGACGAUGGGUGGGAGCGAGUAUACACCGUUUGUGGAGUAUCUUUUUGAAGUUGCGUAG
Molecule: messenger RNA, 1173 nt
Organism: Orbilia oligospora ATCC 24927
Lineage: Eukaryota; Fungi; Ascomycota; Orbiliomycetes; Orbiliales; Orbiliaceae
Exons: 2
Coding region: 1-1173 (390 amino acids)
Biological process (GO): proton transmembrane transport
Cellular component (GO): vacuolar proton-transporting V-type ATPase, V1 domain
Molecular function (GO): proton-transporting ATPase activity, rotational mechanism
Source: RefSeq, a predicted model, not a curated record